CGUGUCAAAAACUGCUCUGCUCCCGAAGUCUUCCCUCUUCGGUUCGCUUCCCGUCCCGUCGGUUCAGCUCGCAGUACCAUGGCGCCCACUGGUCAGUGUCAAGCCCUCUUGCUCCUGCUCCUCGCUGCUGCCGCCGCCGUCUCGGCGGUGGACGAGGCCUUCCUCCGCCACCCCUCCUUCGCCUCCUCCGCGCGGCCCCUCGCCCAGAAGACCCCCCGCUCCGCCGGCGCAGAACUCAUCCGCGCCCUCAACCUCCACCCUCGGGACUCUCUGCCCCGCCGCUCCGGCAGCGGCGAUGCCCUCCCGGCUGGAACCCUUGUGGAGAGGCCCAUCCACCUCGCGUCCCUGGUGGCCGGGACCGACGACGCCGGCGACACGUCGGUGAGCAACCUCGGCCACCACGCCGGGUACUACCGCCUCGCCAACACCCAUGACGCCAGGUUGUUCUACUUCUUCUUCGAGUCCAGGCGCCACAAGAAGGAGGAUCCCGUGGUGAUCUGGCUCACGGGUGGGCCCGGCUGCAGCAGCGAGCUCGCGCUCUUCUACGAGAAUGGCCCCUUUCACAUUGCAGACAACAUGUCGCUCCUCUGGAAUGAUUUUGGCUGGGACAAGGAAUCCAACCUUAUCUAUGUUGAUCAGCCAACUGGGACUGGGUUCAGCUACAGCUCUGAUUCGCGUGAUACCCGCCAUAAUGAAGCGAGCGUUAGCAAUGACCUGUAUGAAUUCCUGCAGGCCUUUUUCAAGGAGCACCUGGAGUAUGCUGAAAAUGAUUUUUAUAUAACUGGGGAAUCAUAUGCUGGGCACUACAUUCCUGCCUUUGCAACUCGUGUGCACCAGGGUAACAAGAAGAAACAGGGCAUUCACAUCAAUUUGAAGGGUUUUGCAAUUGGCAAUGGACUAACAGAUCCAGCGAUACAGUAUAAGGCAUACACUGAUUAUGCAUUGGAUAUGGGCUUAAUCACACAAUCAGAAUUUAACAAGAUUAAUAAAAUAGUUCCUACUUGUGAAUUUGCUAUCAAGCUUUGUGGUACCUCUGGCACUGUAUCUUGCUUUGCCGCAUAUGUUGUUUGCAAUACAAUAUUCAGUUCCAUCAGGUUGAUAAUCGGGAGCAAAAAUUAUUAUGACAUCAGGAAGCCAUGUGUGGGGAGCCUAUGCUAUGAUUUCUCUAAUUUGGAAAAGUUUCUCAAUCUGAAAUCUGUCAGACAGAGCCUGGGAGUUGGAGACAUAGAGUUUGUUUCAUGCAGCCCGACUGUCUACCAGGCUAUGCUCUUAGAUUGGAUGAGGAACCUUGAAGUUGGAAUCCCUGAACUCCUUGAGAGCGACAUCAAAGUGCUGAUUUAUGCUGGAGAGUAUGAUCUCAUAUGCAAUUGGCUAGGAAACUCAAGAUGGGUAAACUCUAUGGAAUGGUCUGGAAAGAAAGCAUUUGUGUCCUCAACUGAGGAGCCGUUCACAGUUGAUGGAAAAGAAGCCGGUGUUCUAAAAAGCUAUGGUCCUUUGAGUUUCUUGAAGGUCCAUGAUUCUGGUCACAUGGUACCGAUGGACCAGCCAAAGGCCGCCUUGGAGAUGCUCAGUAGGUGGAUUUCAGGAAACCUUUCGGACGCAUCUUCGAGCUCUCAGCAACUUGAUUUUGCCAUGUAACCCACACAAUGUGUACGAGUAAUAUGACUUCCUAAUGGACUACUGUGAAGUCUAGUGCGUGCAUCCAUCAGGAUCUACUUUCGGAAACAGAGAAGCUUGUUGGCGGCCGUCCAUACUCUAUUUACCUUGUGUGGUGCUUGAUGUUCAACAAGCUUGUAAUAAAAGCCUUCAAGAGGAUUAUUGCUGGCAGAGAAGCGAUUGUAUCAUGAAAGCUUACGACUAGCGAGGGCCGUCCAUGUCCAUGUGUUGCAACAUCAUGUAGAUAUGGUUUCUGCAUUAAGCCUUUUGUUUGUAUGUGGCAACUGUGUCGAACUAGAUGGUCAGCAGGCCUGUGUUGGAACAUAAA
Molecule: messenger RNA, 1984 nt
Organism: Brachypodium distachyon (stiff brome)
Lineage: Eukaryota; Viridiplantae; Streptophyta; Magnoliopsida; Poales; Poaceae
Product: serine carboxypeptidase-like
Exons: 9
Coding region: 79-1638 (519 amino acids)
Biological process (GO): proteolysis
Cellular component (GO): vacuole
Molecular function (GO): serine-type carboxypeptidase activity
Source: RefSeq, a predicted model, not a curated record